This is a messenger RNA of Cloeon dipterum, 999 nucleotides long. RefSeq names its product protein Star-like. Bases 33 to 983 code for a protein of 316 amino acids. Lineage: Eukaryota; Metazoa; Arthropoda; Insecta; Ephemeroptera; Baetidae. The record is from RefSeq and is a predicted model, not a curated record. The transcript is spliced from 6 exons.
UCAAUGCAGCAGUCCCUCUCUGGACGGAAAUAAUGAAAAUCUUUUUCUUGUCAAAAUUGAGACAGAAUACGUGGCUUCUCUUCGCACUAGUUUUCUUCGUUGUUGUGCCUCUGUGGUGGAUUUUCUUGAUGCAGGUCCGUCUCAGCUUAAUGAGUGCAGAAAUUCGGGAACUCAGCUCAAUUGUACGCCAGCGAAAUUUCUUUGUUCGCGAUUUCAUGUUUGCUUAUGGAAGUUCACCAAUAGAGGAUACUGAAGUAAGAGUGUUCUACACAUAUCCAACCUCUGAGGUUGAGAGACUCAAAAAUCUCUCUCAAGAGGAUCCAUUGUUAAUUCAGCACAUUAAAAAAAUUCUACUCAUUCCACCGCCAAAGCAUCCGCGACUUAGACCUGGAAUUGCUGACGAAUCCAGGGGGCAAAGCAAAAGGAUAAGUGAAUUAUUUAAACAUAAGAAAGGAGGGAUUUUCGUGGAAUGUGGUGCAUCCGAUGGCCAUCACUUGUCGAACACUCUGUACUUGGAGGCGAAUUACAACUGGACGGGACUCUUGAUUGAACCUGAGCCCCAUAAUUUCGGCCGGCUCUACAGAUUUCAUCGCAAUGCCUGGCUUCUACCAGCAUGCUUAAGUCUGAAAAAGUUUCCUAUGAUGGCAAAGUUCAAUGCGAUGAGAGAGUGGUCGAAAAUCGACAGUUCGGGUAUAAACGUGCACUGCGUGCCGUUGUAUUCAAUCCUGAAAGCUUUCAAUGCGACCAGCAUCGACUUUUUCAGCUUGGACGUCGAGGGCAACGAGCUGGACGUUCUGAAAACGCUGCCAUUUGAUAAAGUGGAUAUAAAGACUUUUGCCAUUGAAUUCUCAAACAUCAAAGAGGGCAAAGAACACCUGCGACAGUUCAUGAUUUCAAAGGGUUACUACGAGCUGCCAUCCACGCAAAAGGAGCGAAGUCAUUUAAAUUGGGCCCAAGAGGAUUGCAUAUUUGUUAAGAAAUAAAUAAUCAGUGCUAAUU